AUGGAGCGCAAGACGAUUGAUUUGGAUCAAGGAUGGGACUAUAUGCAGACUGGUAUCACUAAGCUGAAACGGAUUCUUGAAGGUCUGCCUGAGCCGCAGUUCGACUCUGAGCAGUACAUGAUGCUUUAUACGACUAUCUACAACAUGUGCACUCAGAAACCUCCCCAUGAUUACUCACAGCAGCUUUAUGACAAGUAUCGUGAAGCAUUUGAGGAGUAUAUUAACUCAACUGUUUUGCCUGCACUAAGGGAGAAGCAUGAUGAGUACAUGCUGCGGGAGCUGGUUAAGAGAUGGUCUAACCAUAAAAUUAUGGUUCGAUGGCUAUCCCGCUUCUUCUACUAUCUUGACCGUUACUUCAUUGCUCGGAGAUCACUUCCACCCCUUAAUGACGUUGGCCUAACAUGCUUCCGUGACCUGGUUUAUAAGGAGUUACAUUCCAAGGUCAAAGAUGCUGUUAUAGCACUUGUUGAUAAAGAACGGGAAGGCGAGCAGAUUGAUAGAGCUUUACUGAAAAACGUAUUAGACAUUUAUGUGGAGAUUGGAAUGGGACAGAUGGAAAGAUACGAAGAAGAUUUUGAAAGCUUCAUGCUUUUGGAUUCAGCAUCUUACUAUUCUCGCAAAGCAUCAAGCUGGAUCCAAGAAGAUUCUUGCCCUGAUUACAUGCUGAAGUCUGAAGAAUGUCUUAAGAAGGAGAGAGAGAGAGUGGCUCACUAUCUUCACUCAAGCAGUGAGCCAAAGCUGGUUGAGAAAGUACAACAUGAGCUGUUGGUAGUGUAUGCAAAUCAGCUUCUAGAAAAAGAGCACUCAGGGUGCCGUGCAUUGCUUAGAGAUGACAAGGUUGAUGAUCUCUCCAGGAUGUACAGGCUUUAUCAUAAAAUUGUGAAAGGUUUGGAACCUGUUGCAAACAUAUUUAAGCAGCAUGUCACAGCAGAGGGUAACGCACUUGUCCAACAGGCCGAAGACACUGCCACUAAUCAUGCUGCAAAUACUGCUAGCGUGCAGGAACAGGUUCUUAUCAGAAAAGUGAUUGAACUACAUGAUAAGUACAUGGUUUAUGUCGUUGAGUGUUUCCAGAACCACACCCUCUUCCACAAGGCAUUGAAAGAGGCAUUUGAGAUAUUCUGUAACAAAACAGUCGCUGGAAGUUCUAGUGCUGAAUUGCUUGCAACAUUUUGUGACAAUAUUCUCAAGAAGGGGGGAAGUGAAAAGCUGAGCGAUGAAGCUAUUGAAGAUACCCUUGAGAAGGUGGUCAAAUUGCUUGCUUAUAUAAGUGACAAGGAUCUUUUCGCCGAGUUCUACAGGAAGAAGCUGGCCCGUAGGCUCUUAUUUGAUCGCAGUGCUAAUGAUGAUCAUGAGAGAAGUAUCCUGACAAAGCUCAAGCAACAAUGUGGUGGGCAGUUUACUUCCAAGAUGGAGGGCAUGGUGACAGAUUUGACAUUGGCAAGAGAAAACCAAAACAACUUUGAGGAGUAUCUUGGUAAUAACCCCGCUGCAAACCCAGGGAUUGAUUUGACCGUCACUGUUCUUACCACUGGUUUUUGGCCAAGUUACAAAUCAUUUGACAUCAAUCUACCCGCUGAAAUGGUCAAGUGUGUUGAAGUCUUCAAAGUGUUUUAUGAAACAAAGACGAAACAUAGGAAACUUACCUGGAUCUAUUCUCUAGGAACUUGUCACCUCAACGGGAAGUUUGAUCACAAGCCCAUUGAGUUAGUUGUGUCUACGUACCAGGCUGCUGUGCUUUUGCUGUUCAACACAACAGACAAAUUGAGCUACACUGAUAUCCUAACGCAACUGAACCUAAGCCAUGAAGAUCUAGUGAGGUUGCUUCAUUCCUUGUCAUGUGCUAAGUACAAGAUUCUUCUCAAGGAGCCAAGCACAAAGACUGUUUCGCAGGCUGAUUCUUUUGAAUUCAACUCCAAAUUCACCGAUAGAAUGAGGAGGAUAAAGAUCCCUCUCCCACCUGUUGACGAGAGGAAGAAAGUUGUGGAAGACGUGGACAAAGACAGGCGCUAUGCGAUUGAUGCUGCCAUUGUGAGGAUCAUGAAGAGCAGGAAAGUAUUGGGACAUCAACAACUUGUUUCUGAGUGCGUUGAACAACUUAGCCGAAUGUUCAAGCCUGAUAUCAAAGCGAUCAAGAAGCGCAUGGAGGAUCUAAUAACAAGGGAUUAUUUGGAGAGGGACAAGGAGAACCCUAACAUGUUUAGGUACUUGGCUUAGGGGUAAAACGUCUAUGGAGGUUGGCUGGGGGUUAAUGAGUCGAAGCAUUUACUAUGCUUUUUUCUACUUGUACAUUAUGAGAAUCCCAUUUGCUACCCUGAAAAACUAUUUUUAUGGCUUUGGUUUUUUUUUUUUCAUUGGGAUGCAAAUUACCUUCUGGGGGUUGUUUCUUGGAUAUGGAUGGAGAUUGCAUAAUGAAUUG
Molecule: messenger RNA, 2419 nt
Organism: Eruca vesicaria subsp. sativa (arugula)
Lineage: Eukaryota; Viridiplantae; Streptophyta; Magnoliopsida; Brassicales; Brassicaceae
Source: the annotation of a GenBank genome assembly